This is a messenger RNA of Fusarium graminearum PH-1, 2202 nucleotides long. Its product is annotated as glucan endo-1,3-beta-glucosidase. Lineage: Eukaryota; Fungi; Ascomycota; Sordariomycetes; Hypocreales; Nectriaceae. Gene Ontology annotation, molecular function: polygalacturonase activity. Bases 1 to 2202 code for a protein of 733 amino acids. The transcript has 6 exons. The record is from RefSeq and is a predicted model, not a curated record.
AUGUUGAAGGAAUUGGCGCUCUUUUCAUUUGCUGCUGUAGGAGCCAUGGCAGCUCCACAGCAGCUACCUUCUAGUAACCUAUCCUGGUACGCCGAUAUGGAUCAUACAGGCGACUUUAGCGGCAAAGCCCCCUAUGCUGCUGACUCCUACCAAGUAUUCAAGAAAGUUGCUCCUGGUGUUGGUAGCGCCAUACAGGAUGCUAUUGAUUCUGGCAACCGUCACAGUCAGUGGCUCGCAUCGGAACCGCGAGUUGUUUAUCUCCCUCCUGGAACAUACGAAGUUUACAAGACUAUCAAUCUUCGAACAGACACUAUACUCAUGGGAAACCCGGCCAAUCCUCCUGUCAUCAAACCAGCUGCUGGAUUCAACGGCACCACUCUCAUCAAUGGUAAAGAUCCAUCCGUUGCCGAAGUUGGUGAAAUUUCUUUCUCUGUUGGUAUGAAGAAUAUCAUUCUCGACACUACCACCAUUGAUGCCAACCGUGAAUUCACGGCUCUGUAUUGGGGUGUUGCUCAGGUUUGUCAGCUGUCAAACAUCCACAUCAAGAUGCCGACAGCUGGGGCAACAUCUGGACACUCUGGCAUCAGACUUGGACGUGGAUCUACUCUCGGUCUUGCAGAUAUUCGUGUCGAGAACGGCCUGGCUUUCUACAAGAGCGUCAGCUUCAUCCGUAAUAGGGUUGGAAUGCGGAUCGACGGCGGUAACACUAUUACCAUCUUGAAUCCCACAUUUGACACCGUUGGUACACCUGUGAAGCAUGUCUCAGGCGCCCCAUUCGUGGGUAUCGUCGACGCAAAGUCGGUAAACUCGGGCAUCACGUUCGAGUCUUCGGGCUAUCCAUCACUUCUUAUCGAGAACCUGGAAAAGGACACGGACUCUGAUAUCGUGAAGUUGCCCAGCGGUGUGGCUUUGGGAAAAGCUAGCCACGUCGACACCUUCACGUACGGAAACACAGUUGGUCGAAGCCCUGUGUACGGCGGGGAAACGACUAGUGUCAGACGUCCUGAAGCUAUUGCUCCCGGUGGUCGAAUUCCUGCCGUUGCGGCUCCUACAUAUGCAGACCGUUCAAUUGGUGACUUUAUGAACAUCAAGGAUCCCAAGCAGAAUGGAGGCCAAAACAUCAAAGGUGACGGCAAGACGAACGAGGUCGAAGCUCUGACCGCUGCCCUCAAAUAUGCAGUUCAGAACAACAAGAUCGCCUACUUUCCGUUUGGAGACUAUCGCGUUGAGUCAACCCUUCUUGUUCCUGUCGGUUCUCGUAUCGUCGGCGAGGGCUGGGCCACAAUUUCAGCUGCUGGUGACUUUUUCAAGAAGGCCGACGCUCCCAAGCCGGUAGUGCAGAUCGGUGCUCCCGGUGAUGUCGGUACGAUUGAAGUACAGGAUAUGCGGUUUACUGUUGCCGAUGUGCUUCCUGGGGCUAUCAUCCUUGAGUUCAACGCUGCUGGUAGUAAGCCUGGCGAUGUGGCACUCUGGAACUCGAUGAUUACAGUUGGUGGCACAUUAGGCGCACAAGGCCUAACCGAUAACUGCGGCGACGCCUCGAACCCUUGCCAGGGUGCUUACAUCGGUAUGCACUUCACCAAGGAUUCUUCAGCCUACGUGGAGAACGUGUGGAACUGGGUGGCUGACCACAUCACUGAGGGUUUCAACGGUGGAUCAAGCAUCGCUGCUAAGGGCGGUGCGCUUGUCGAAUCGACAAAGGGCACAUGGCUACACGCUUUGGGCAGCGAACACUGGUGGCUGUACCAGCUUAAUCUGCGCGAUGCGUCCAACGUGGUUGUCAGCAUGCUCCAGACAGAGACGAACUACGAGCAAGGCGCAAAGGCGAAGAAACUUUUGCCAAGCCCAUGGAAUCCUGACCAGACUGGCUGGGGAGAUCCAGAUUACGCCUGGUGUGGUAAAGACGACGGGUCCUGUCGAAUGGGUUUGUCUAAUUAUGUUAACGGCGGAUCCAACGUUUACUACUAUGGUUCAGCUUCGUGGGCCUUUUUUAAUGGUCCUGGAUACCAGAGAUGUGAAGACGAGAUGAAGUGUCAACAAUCUAUCCACUGGAUCGCAAAGACGCCGGAGAACUUGCAAAGUUUUGGCUGGUGCGCUAAGGCUUCCAAGGUUGCUCUGCGACUGGGUAAUGGCGACAACGUUAUGACUCAGCCAGAUUUCACAGGCUCUUGGGGAAGUCUUGUCGGACGUUACACUCCGUAG